AUGUAUCAUGGGUCUUCAUCUAGCGUUGCCAUGGAUGUGAAAGAUCUUCAGAUAAUUGGUGACUCGGAUUUGCUGAUUCAUCAGGUUCGAGGAGAAUGGGCCUUCAAAGACCAAAAAAUCAUACCAUAUGUAGGACUUGUACAAAGAUUAGUAGAUCGAUUUCAAGAAGUCCAGUUCAAAAACAUACCAAGAACCCAAAAUGAGUUUGCUGACAUAUUAGAGACAAUAGCAUCCAUGAUUAAACAUCCUGACAAUAAAUACAUUGAUCCUGUCAAAAUCAAAAUCAAAGAUCAACCAGCCCAUUGUGCUUUUGUAGAAGUAGAUAUUGAUGGGAAACCCUAG
Molecule: messenger RNA, 342 nt
Organism: Lycium barbarum (goji berry)
Lineage: Eukaryota; Viridiplantae; Streptophyta; Magnoliopsida; Solanales; Solanaceae
Exons: 1
Coding region: 1-342 (113 amino acids)
Molecular function (GO): nucleic acid binding; RNA-DNA hybrid ribonuclease activity
Source: RefSeq, a predicted model, not a curated record